AUGGCGUCCGGUUGCGCGACGUCGAAUUGUGUGAAGGCAGGAAAAACGGACGACGACGGCGGCUGCUGGAUUUGGCCGAGAGGGUCGCGAAUUCGACGAAUCCAGAGAGACGGCGACGAACCAGACGAAGAGCUACCUAUUGUCUGUGCUGCAAAAAAGGGUUGGAAAAAUGUGGUCAAGACCUUGUUGAUUCAUACGAAUGAAAUUCCUGGAGUUGAAUGGUCUGUAGAGGGCAUUAUUCAAUAUGUCAACAGUGAGCAGUUCAAAGAAACGAAUCGUGUAGAGAGAGAAAUCCGAGUGGAUGUUUUGAAGAAAAGAUUGCUUCGAGAGCUAGAAUUGAAGAAUUAUCUGGCCGCAGAUCUUAUCUGCAAGGCAUUGCAUGUGGACAUGGACACAGAGCACUGGGAUUGGUAUCAUAGCAUCUGUUCAAUUUUGCUCAUGUAUGGGUUGAGGUCUACGUUUCUGGAGUGUAAUGCUGAAACAAUCCAUUAUAUUGGUAUGGGGAUGUUUAAACAGAAUCAUGAUGAGAUCGCUUUACUAGCAGCCAAGGCCUGUAUGGCUUUAGAUCCAGACAAUGAAUCAUGCAAAGCUUUUCAUUUUCUAGUCAAGGAGAAGAUGAACAGGGCUGCAAGUGGCAGUAGGUGAAUGCUUCAAACGCAACUUCCAUAUCCCCGACUUGGCAUCUGUUAACUGGAGCAACCCGUCUGUGAUGUCUGUAACAUAACGUCUCACGGUUACUUCUGAGAAUUGGUACUUAGUCAUGACUGGAUAGUCUAGUGGUGAUGCUGGUGCUAUGAGGUAGGCAGGUAGCACGGUUGGUUUUUACCUUUUGGCCUAAGCUGCUAGAUUGUAAGCUGCCUGAGAUGAGCGGCAGUUUGCCUGGAUGUUUUUCCCCUUGUGAAAUGCGAAAAA
Messenger RNA from Phragmites australis (common reed), 912 nucleotides. RefSeq lists its product as uncharacterized. The record is from RefSeq and is a predicted model, not a curated record. The transcript is spliced from 6 exons. Bases 1 to 645 code for a protein of 214 amino acids. NCBI's taxonomy places the organism in Eukaryota, Viridiplantae, Streptophyta, Magnoliopsida, Poales, Poaceae.